This is a messenger RNA of Amyelois transitella, 1228 nucleotides long. It is a transcript of the gene Phm, whose product is annotated as peptidylglycine alpha-hydroxylating monooxygenase. Bases 211 to 1227 code for a protein of 338 amino acids. Gene Ontology annotation, biological process: peptide metabolic process. The record is from RefSeq and is a predicted model, not a curated record. NCBI's taxonomy places the organism in Eukaryota, Metazoa, Arthropoda, Insecta, Lepidoptera, Pyralidae. Gene Ontology annotation, cellular component: extracellular region; membrane. The transcript has 9 exons. Gene Ontology annotation, molecular function: copper ion binding; oxidoreductase activity, acting on paired donors, with incorporation or reduction of molecular oxygen, reduced ascorbate as one donor, and incorporation of one atom of oxygen.
UGGUUUGGUUUUUUUGGAUUCAACGUAAACACUUGUCGCUUCAGUAUUUAAUCAAUAUUGGUUCACUUGGUCGUGCAAUUUACCGCUAAAUUCAAUUAACACCAUUUGAAAAGUGUUUUUUUGUUCUGUUAUCACAAGCCGUCUCAAUUCACCGUUUGGUAUUGUCGUAAACUUUAGGUUUUAUUUCAUAUUUAGUCAUAAAUUCCCACCAUGAAUUGGCUAUAUUUUCCUCUUCUUGCCACGAUAAGUAUUUGUAGUUUAUUUGUGACUGCAUAUGAAGUGGACACUUAUGAUUUUCUAAUGCCGAAUGUUUGGCCUAACAGGGAUGAAGCAUAUUUAUGUACACCAAUUAGGAUUUCCCCGGUCAACAGUUACUACAUAGUCGGCUUUCAACCAAAUGCGACAAUGCAUACUGCUCAUCAUAUGCUGUUGUAUGGCUGUUCAGAACCAGGAUCCAAUGAUUCAGUCUGGAGUUGUGGUGAGAUGCAGAGCAAUGAGAUCGACAAUCUUUACAACACGGCUAGCCCUUGCCGUUCAGGGUCCCAGAUAGUGUACGCUUGGGCCCGCAACGCUCCCAGCCUACAACUCCCUCAAGAUGUUGGAUUUCUUAUUGGAAGGGAUUCUCCUAUCAAAUAUCUCGUUCUACAAGUGCAUUACAUGCAUAAGUUUCCAGAGGGCCGCACUGACAACUCCGGUGUUUUUCUGAAAUAUACUAAAACAAGAAUGCCGCGUCAAGCCGGUGUGAUCCUUCUAGGCACAGGCGGCGUGAUCGCUCCAAGGAAGCUGGAGCACAUGGAAACAGCCUGCACCAUAGAGGAGGACAAAGUCAUAUAUCCCUUCGCGUUCCGAACACAUACGCAUAGCCUGGGCAAACUCGUGUCCGGUUUCGUCGUCCGCAAGAAUCCUAGCGGGGACGUUUGGCAGCUGAUCGGCAAGGAGGACCCGCAGAAGCCGCAGAUGUUCUACCCGGUCGCCAACAGUACCCCCAUAGGAAAAGGAGACGUGCUAGCGGCCAGGUGCACCAUGAACAACACUCAUAACCACGCUGUCAGCAUUGGACCAACCAAUAACGAUGAGAUGUGCAACUUCUACCUAAUGUACUGGGUGCAGAACGACUCUCCGCUCGAACAGAAAUACUGUUUCUCAGCCGGCCCGCCAUUUUACUACUGGACCAGGGCCCCGCAAGCGUUCAAUGUAAUACCGGACUUGGGAGCCAGUACUCCGUAAG